AGAUAUACUCGCAGCGGUAUCUGGUCGUGAGGAUCCCAGGGGGACACGUGUUGGGAAUUUCAUGUGUUGAAGGGUACCACCGGCGUAGUCACGGGGACCCUUUGGGCGUGGUCGGUGCGAUGAUGAGGAAGGCUUGCGUGCGUGCUGCGCAAUUCUUCCUCUUCUUCUUCUUCUUCUUCCCUCUCUCUCCACCACCACCGCCGUCUCUCUCCAAUCAAGUACUGCGCAUCUCCGAAGCUGGUACACUGGAAUGCAGCGAUGGAUAUUUUAGGCUAUGCGAGGAGGACGAGUCACUUUGGUAUUUCGUUUCAGAGAGGUACGGUGGAGGGAUAAAGCUUGCAGGGUACGCUGAUGCGGACUUUGCAAGCAAGGCAGCAAACCGUAGGUCGGUAUCAGGGGGGAUCGUGACGUGUGGAGGAGGCUCUGUGUCUUGGUUUUCCAGAACGCAGAAGUGUGUCACGCUUUCGACCACAGAAGCAGAGUACGUCGCCCUAGGUGACGUAGUGAAGGAGAUUAUAUUUUUGAGGCAGAUUUGGCGUUUCAUGUUGCCGCAGGUCGGCAUGCCGUGCAUCCCCAUCUUCGAGGACAACCAGGGGGCGAUUCAACUAGCGCAGAACCCCAUCUCAAACUCGAACUCGAAGCACAUAGAUGUAAGGCACCAUUUUCUCAGGGAACUGGUAGAGAGGAAGGAAAUUUCGGUCAUCCACGUGCCGUCGCCGUACCAGCGUGCAGACUUUCUUACGAAGAGUUUGUCGAAGGAUUCUUUCGAAUCUCACCGUGAAUUUGUGAUGAAUUUGGCAUGA
Ectocarpus sp. CCAP 1310/34 is the source of this 803-nucleotide messenger RNA. The record is from the annotation of a GenBank genome assembly. Lineage: Eukaryota; Phaeophyceae; Ectocarpales; Ectocarpaceae.